AUUACGACCAACUUGGUAUAAAACCAUGACCGGAUUUAUUCAAGUUGCUUGAUACAAGUUCAGCUGAGAUGGAGCGUUUAACAAUCUUUGUCUCCAUUUUCUGUGUUCUUUUUGUUUAUUCUGAAGCGGGUUGUUGGGGUGAGAGAGGAAAUGGGUACUAUUGUCCAUAUAAAGGAAGAGCUAUUAUGCCAGGCCGAAGUUAUGAAAAAACAACUGGUCCAAACUGUUUUAAGUGCACAUGUUCUGAAGAUGGAAAAUCUUUAAACUGUUGCGACACUAGCACGAUCAUCACAAGCUUUCCGCCAGACAAAUGUAAAGUUAUAUUGGUGGGAUGUGACGAGGUAGCUGUCAGCAAAUUCGACGAAAGCAAGCCCUGUCCAGGUCAAACAUCAGGCAUUAAAGGAUGAAAUGUGUAAACAUUUACAAAUAAACAAUUAUUGUCAAGUAACCAGACAAUCAAGUAGUUGUACUUAAGUUA
Magallana angulata is the source of this 478-nucleotide messenger RNA. Its product is annotated as beta-microseminoprotein-like. The coding region runs from base 69 to 407 and encodes 112 amino acids. The transcript has 3 exons. The record is from RefSeq and is a predicted model, not a curated record. Lineage: Eukaryota; Metazoa; Mollusca; Bivalvia; Ostreida; Ostreidae.